This is a messenger RNA of Pseudomassariella vexata, 564 nucleotides long. RefSeq lists its product as uncharacterized. The record is from RefSeq and is a predicted model, not a curated record. The transcript has a single exon. Bases 65 to 388 code for a protein of 107 amino acids. Lineage: Eukaryota; Fungi; Ascomycota; Sordariomycetes; Amphisphaeriales; Pseudomassariaceae.
GUCGGCUCACAGUCCCGUUCAUGUGAAGGUCUCGGCAAAGGGCGAGACCAAAGAUUGGCUAGUCAUGCCCUCUUCUUCACUCGGUCAUCUCGGCCGGCUCCUCUUCUUGUCUUUUCUAUUAGGGUUAAUGACGGUGAUCCUGUAUUAUCGCAACAUUCCCUAUUCCAUAACGUCGCACUUGGAGCAGUUCAUGGACUGCGAAUCCUUCGGUGUUACCUUCCUCUUCACUGCCGCGGGCAGCGCCAUAGCACAUUUCCGGGCUAUAUUUUUCAACAGUAAGUCACCUCAAACUGAUCUAUCCCCUAUUGCUUUUCUCCCCUUUUAUUCCUCUCCUUUCCAGCUUUUGCCCAUGUCAACACGUUGCCACGAAUUUCCAAGUCCGAGCUAAGCUAAACCUUUAACUAAAGCCAUCGUCACGAUCUCCCCCUAUUACUGUCUACCCAACUUAAGCUCCACCUCCUCCUCCUCACCAAGAUCUCUCCACAUCUCGCACCCUACGAAUGCCAUAUCCGGCUUCCACGCUGCCCUCCUAUGCCGGCAUCGGUUCCUGCUCCUCGUUUCCCU